AUGAAGGCUCCUCGGAGGCCGAUCUACGCCGUGAUAACAUGGCUCCGGCGGCAACCGCCCAAGGUGAAAGCUUUCCUGGCCGUGGUCGCCGGCAUGGCGACACUGGUCUUGCUCCGGGCCAUCAUCCACGAUCACGAUAAUCUUUUUGUUGCCGCCGAGGCUGUUCACUCCAUUGGGAUAUCGGUUCUCAUCUUCAAGCUCAUGAAAGACAAAACUUGCGAUGGGCUUUCACUCAAAUCCCAAGAGCUCACAGCUAUGUUUUUAGCUGUCAGACUCUACUGCAGUUUCGUCAUGGAAUAUGAUAUGCACACACUUCUUGAUUUGGCUACACUGGCUACAACACUCUGGGUUAUUUAUAUGAUACGUUUUAAUCUAAAAUCAAGUGGCAUGGAGGACAAAGACAGUUUUCCAUUAUAUUAUGUGGUUGUCCCUUGUGCCUUUUUAGCUUUACUAAUUCACCCAACUACAUCACACCACAUUGCAAACAGGAUCUGCUGGGCUUUUUGUGUGUACUUGGAGGCUGUGUCUGUUCUACCUCAACUCCAUGUGAUGCAAAACACAAAGAUUAUUGAACCAUUUACAGCUCAUUAUGUUUUUGCAUUGGGCAUUGCAAGGUUCUUAAGCUGUGCUCACUGGGUUCUACAGGUUUUGGAUAGUCGUGGGCAUCUCCUUAUAGCUCUAGGUCAUGGUUUAUGGCCUUCUAUGGUCCUUAUAUCAGAAAUUGUUCAAACAUUCAUCUUAGCAGACUUCUGCUACUACUAUGUACAAAGUGUUUUUGGAGGACAGCUUGUGCUGCGCCUUCCUUAUGGAGCAGUGUAAUGGCCGGUUGCACUCGAAGUAGCAAGAAUAGUCAAGUGCACUCACUUUUACUUAUGCAGCGAGCAAUGGCUUUUCUUAUGUAUCUUAGGUAUCUGAAAUUAGUUGGUUUUCUGGAAAUAACAGUAACUUGAUUCAUUAACGCUAACUUAUGAUCUGAGAAUGUAUUUCAGUUGCCCUGAAUCUCUUGAU
Messenger RNA from Ipomoea triloba (trilobed morning glory), 1008 nucleotides. Its product is annotated as ER lumen protein-retaining receptor erd-2.2-like. The transcript has 6 exons. Gene Ontology annotation, biological process: protein retention in ER lumen. The coding region runs from base 1 to 819 and encodes 272 amino acids. The record is from RefSeq and is a predicted model, not a curated record. Lineage: Eukaryota; Viridiplantae; Streptophyta; Magnoliopsida; Solanales; Convolvulaceae. Gene Ontology annotation, cellular component: membrane. Gene Ontology annotation, molecular function: ER lumen protein retrieval receptor activity.